CCACCUUCAGUCCAGUUGCCGCAGGGCGCAAAAGGAAAAAGUCCGUUUGGAGUUGGCAGAAUGGUCAAAGUCAGUCUACACGGAGAGCUCGACUCGUUCGGAGGCUGUUCGUUAGGUCAGCUCAUCAGUGAUCAUCAUCGAUCGUCGAUCCUCAACUUAGCUGUCAAAACGAGUGACGACGUAUUAGAUCUAGUGUGAUUCGUUAAGGUGAUAUAGAUCGCGAAGACUGUUGUUCGAUCCAUUCGAUCUUUAAUCGUCGAUAAUCCAACGAUUAUUUCGUUAAUUCGACGAACGUACGAGGAAAGACGAGGGAAGUUUAUGAGGACUCUUAAUAAGUUGUCGAAAGACCUGAAGGUCUGAAGUACGUUUAAAGAAAAGUGAGAAUUACGAUUACGGUUUAAGAAUGACAGUACUAAGGAUGACCUCGCCGGUGACGCCUCCAUCGACCAGUCCAGGAUCGGCCGACGAGGCACAAGCGCCGCAACCUAGUCCUAGACCUGCACAUAGAUUGAGUUUCUCCGUGGCUGCGUUAUUGGCGGACACUAGGAAGUCAUCGGAGUCUACAACUAGGCAAGACACUUCGACGAUCUCGUUGGAAUCAUCGCCUAUCUCUUCUUACUCGCCUGUACGACAAGAUCACGUAACCACGGUACCCAUAACUUCUAACACACCAUCGAAAUAUCCUAGCGAUCUUAGAACGAACAGGUAUAAUUUAUCGGCGUCGCCCAAUCUAGAAGCUAAGACGCCUCAAUACACCUGCGAUUCGCCAGGAAUUACAACAGAAACUAGAACAACGCCCUCGAGAUACACCGACGUCGAAUUGGGUUUAGAAUCACCAACGGACAGACAUACGUCUUACGGGACGAUCGACUAUAGAAUCAGAAACACCACCACCACCAACACCACUAUUACCCUCAACAACAACAACAACAACAACAACAACGACGCGCCAAUAUCUACGGAUAAUCAAGUGUUAAUCAAGUGUUCAGCCCCAUCGCCAAAAACAACGAGCAAUUCGCAGAAAGACUUUGGUUCUCAGUCACCAAGAAGUAGCUCUCAAGAGGAAGGAAGGUCAAGGUGUUCCGAGAUCGAGGAUAUCGAUGACGACGAUGAAAAUAGUCUGGUAGAUGUCGAAGAUCUUCAACAACACGCAUCCAGUCCGACACCGGUUAGGCCAACUCCAGCUUACGUCGGUGGGUUCUCAACGUUAGGAACCAUUCCUGGUAUACCACCUGGUCUUCAUCCUGCCGUUUGGGGCGCCGGACAUCAGGCUGCUGCUGCUGCCGCUGCUGCGGCUGCUGCCACGGCUACAUUUUUCCCUUCUCAUUUUGGUCAUCAUGCACCAUUAAACGAAAAUGGAGAACCCGCCAAGAUCAAAUGCAACCUCAGGAAACACAAGCCCAACCGGAAGCCGAGGACACCGUUCACGACGCAACAGUUGCUAGCUCUAGAGAAGAAGUUUCGUGAGAGGCAGUAUCUCAGUGUUGCCGAACGAGCCGAGUUCUCGUCGUCUCUCCAUCUAACAGAAACUCAGGUGAAAAUCUGGUUUCAAAAUCGACGUGCAAAAGCGAAACGUUUGCAAGAGGCAGAAAUCGAGAAGUUGCGAAUGUCCGCCGUAAGGCAACACCAUACGGCACUUUACGGAUCGCAUCCGGGACUCCUAACGCCUGCCGGACUCUAUCCCAUGGGAAUGCUAUCUCAUCCUGGAUUAACACCUCACCAUACGAUAUCUCAACAUCCUUCGAGAGAAUGAAGGCAACGUCUUAGAAAUCUAGGAUUCUAAACUUGUCGUUCUUAUCUUACGAGUAACGACGUUAAACGAAUAUUCUUCAAUUCGAAUUAUCUCGAAGAGAAGAAGAAGCUGCGAAAGAUGAGCAAUCGAUUUCGAUUCUUUUGUUGGAAUCGAAAAGAUAAGAUGGGGUGAAAAAAAAGGAAAGAAAAAGAGAAAGGAAAGAUUUUUUUCAAAGUCCGAUUCAAUGAUCGAGCAGAUCGAUUCUUUUUUUCAUUCUUCUUUCUUUUUUUCCAUUUUCUUUUUCUUCUUUUUCUUUGUUCUCUCCAUUAUUAAGAACGACAAGAAAGAUGAAACGAUCGUUAAUCAGGAAUUAUAACGAAGAAUAACGAAGAAUCUCGACUUCGAUUCUGCACUUGUGCCAAGUUGUUCCUUUCGUUAAAUAACGAUGGGUACAGCAACGAUAAAUAAAUGUUGUAAAUAAACUUGUAAAUAUUAUCAUCGUCCGCGACGAAAAAUGAUGACACGAAGAACUUCCUGUAAAUAAAAUGUUCGUGCGUGCGAAAAAGAAAAUUAACUCGAGUCUUGUGCGAUUCGUCGAUAAGAUAUUAUCAUAGAUCCGAUGAUCCUCGUGAUUCGUGACUGAUCGCGAUUGUGCGCGAUUUUUUUCUUUUCACUUUUUUUCUUUUUCUUUUUCCAAUUUUGUACAAAUGUAUAAGAAUUAUCGCGAGGACGCGAACGGAAUGGGAAUGGAGAAAGAUUAGAAAAGAAUUCUAUUUAAUAAAAAUCCUAAUAUCUAAGAAUAA
Messenger RNA from Vespula pensylvanica (western yellowjacket), 2535 nucleotides. Its product is annotated as muscle segmentation homeobox-like. Lineage: Eukaryota; Metazoa; Arthropoda; Insecta; Hymenoptera; Vespidae. The transcript has 4 exons. The record is from RefSeq and is a predicted model, not a curated record. Bases 404 to 1753 code for a protein of 449 amino acids. Gene Ontology annotation, molecular function: RNA polymerase II transcription regulatory region sequence-specific DNA binding; DNA-binding transcription factor activity, RNA polymerase II-specific. Gene Ontology annotation, cellular component: nucleus. Gene Ontology annotation, biological process: regulation of transcription by RNA polymerase II; embryonic morphogenesis.